Messenger RNA from Cottoperca gobio, 2136 nucleotides. It is a transcript of the gene tekt2, whose product is annotated as tektin 2 (testicular). The transcript is spliced from 9 exons. Gene Ontology annotation, biological process: cilium movement involved in cell motility; cilium assembly. Gene Ontology annotation, cellular component: nucleus; microtubule cytoskeleton. The coding region runs from base 428 to 1738 and encodes 436 amino acids. The record is from RefSeq and is a predicted model, not a curated record. Lineage: Eukaryota; Metazoa; Chordata; Actinopteri; Perciformes; Bovichtidae.
UAGUAUUUAGUGUAUAUUAGUAGAAAUGGAAUAUAAUAUUAAUGACUAUGUUUUCAUUAUUAUAUAAUCACCUGAAACUAAGACUUGUUGUGUUUUUGUUACCUUAGAAUGAGCCUUCGCAUCUACAAAUAUCUACAGAAUGGACAAACCAAACUUUGGCUGUAAAUAGGCCCAUUUAUGUUUUAUUUUACAUGAAGACCACCGUAGUUCUACGAAACGCUUGUAAAACUGUGGUAAAGGCGGUUGUGUUAUGGUAAGAAUGACCUCUGAGCGAGACGAAGGUCCUGAAAGAUACCACGUGUUACCACGGUUUUGUACUUGCAGUCUUGUAAAGGGAGGGGUAUUCAGUCUGCAACCACAACGCUAGAUGCCGCCAAAUCCUACAACACUAUCCCUUUAACUGUACUCGACAAAUACAGUGAUUUGGAUGUUUGCAUGUUGCUGCAGCAGUAGGAUGUCUGCACUUCCUGUAAAGCCAGGCCUACGCCACAGUGUGUCAGAGUGGAACAGCAACAACCACCAGCUGUCUGCCACAGCACAACAUGAGCGAUAUGUUUCUAAUGUGAUCCGGCAGGAAGGAAGGUCACUACGCAACGAAACCAACUGUAAGACAACCUGGGAUGACAGCGAUACCUCUCGCAGGUUGAGUGACCGAGUGUGGGAUGUUGCCAGGUGGAAAGAGGCAUUAGAAACCUGCGCACAGAAACUGGAUGAAGAGAUGGAGGCUCUGACCCUGUCUAAAGAGCAAACUGAGCAGGCCCUGGCUGUGACUGCUGUUCCCAUGGAAGUCGGCAAUGAAUGUUUGACACUGAGGGACGGACGGCGAGGGUACGAGCUCGCCAUUGAUCCCGUAGAUGAACAGCUGAAAAAAGAAGUGGCGCUGAUUGAAAGAGUGCAGCAAGUUCUGCAGCAGCACAUAGAAAAGGCCUUUGAGAAAGUUUGUGUUUUGCAGGAGGCUCGGCACCAGCUGACCACUGACAUCCAGAACAAGAUGGACGCCCUGGACAUUGAUAUGUCCAGCCUGUCACUUACUGUAAAGUCACCUCAGAUCUCUUUAAAAACCAACCCAACUCGCAUACCACAGUGUUCCUCCACCCCCCAGGAGUGGGUCCAGUUCAGCCAGUAUAAUGUGGCUCGUGCCCAGGAGGCCAUGCAGGUGUCCCAGCAUAUGAGGGAGGACAUGAGUCUCACCAGAGCCCAGCUGCAGAAUGAGUUGGACACUCAGCGCCGUGCCACAGAGUUUGCUCUCCGUAAGCGUAAUCACCAUGAAGAGCAGGCCCGCAAUGAGCUGGAGUGGCAAAUAAGAAAUACUGAAGAUGAAAUGGCAGAAAUGGAGAGCGACAUCCACGGCCUGGAUGCAGAUCUGCAGGUAAAGACUGCCUCCCUGAAACUGGCUCACACCCGACUGGAGAACAGGACCAACAGACCUGGCAUGGACCUCUGCAGAGACGAGGUGCAGCACGGCCUCGUUAGUGAAGUCCAUCAGCUGGAGGCCACAAUCAUGGCUCUGAAGCAGAAGCUUUCUGAAGCUCAGCACUCUCUGCAGAAGAUGAAGCUCCAUCACUCCCGCAUGCUGCAGGAUCUUGCCAGAAAACAGGAAGCCCUUUCUCUGGAACUACGAAGCAUGAACACCCGCACCCGCCUCACAUCAGCCUCCUGCACUGAUAAAACCCCGGUGCUGCUGGUUCCACUCGCAAACUCCAGCGGCAGGAGCAACCUGCAGCUGCUGGCUCAGUAAGAUGAGAUGAUAGGAAGGGACCUACAGUAACUCAACAAAUACAUUAGUGUGAUUUUAGCUUUGACUUCAUGUUUUUAACCCUGCAGCUAAUGUUCUGUUCACACUUGAGAUACAUUCAGUUCUCUUACCCUCUAUACAUUAAUUUAUCAUCAUGAAUUAAUCAUUAACUGCUGAAGAACAAAGUACUUUACAGAAUUGUAUUUAUUUAUUCAAACAAAAACUGUCAUCCUCUUGCAAAAAAACCUAUUCUCCUGUCUAGUACUUUGUGUCAUCUGCUUCGAGUUGUGUUGUGUUAAAUGAUCAAUCAUAUACUUUGUUUGUAAAGUUUCACAAAAACCUGUGGAUUAUUUGCAUGUUUCCUCUUCAUUAAACCUUUCUUCAUGCAGAUGUUUCUGGCA